Durio zibethinus is the source of this 1696-nucleotide messenger RNA. NCBI's taxonomy places the organism in Eukaryota, Viridiplantae, Streptophyta, Magnoliopsida, Malvales, Malvaceae. The record is from RefSeq and is a predicted model, not a curated record.
AAAACCUGACUAAACUAUGUGCAAUAUUGAAAAUGACAAACAUUAUUCGAAAAGAUUAAGGUCUCUCCUCAAUUCAAUCUACGUCAAACAUGCAUGCUUCAAUAUAAAAUGCAUGACAUUGCUUACCUUUAACAUUCAAAUCUUGUUGAUUGCAAAAGUCUUAAUCAUGUGCUACUCAGGCAAAUGCGAAGCAGCUUCACCAGGUGAUCUUUCCAACAGAGGAGAUAGAAAUGAUUAUAACAAUAGUGGUAGAACAGGAGGAAGGAGGUUUCUGAAUGAAUUUCUGGGGUGGUUGCAGAAAAUUAAGGUGAAGGAGGAGCUAACAUCAUUGGGGAAAAUUACAUUCCCGUUAGUAAUUUCUGGUCUGAUUUUCUUCUCCAAGUCCUUAAUCUCCAUGUUCUUUUUGGGACAUCUUGGAAACAUUGAGUUAGCAGGAGGCUCACUGGCAAUGGGAUUUGCAAACAUCACAGGCUACUCCGUAAUGAAGGGCCUGGCUAUGGGGAUGGAACCUAUAUGUUGCCAAGCUUUUGGAGCCAAAAAAUGUACAGUUCUCAGCCAAACUUUUAAGCAGACCUUCUGCCUCCUAUUACUUGGAGCCAUACCAAUCACACUAUUAUGGCUGAAUAUGGAGCCCAUCCUUCUGUCAAUUGGUCAGGAUAAGACCAUAACAUCAGUGGCAAAGAUAUUUCUCACGUACUCUAUUCCUGAAUUGCUUGCCCAAGCUCUCCUCAAUCCUUUAAGAAUUUUCUUAAGAGCCCAAAGUCUAAACCUACCCUUCACUCUCUCUGCUACUUUUGCAAUGAUUCUCCACCUUCCAAUCAACUACUUCCUGGUAAUAUAUUUGGAUUUGGGGGUUAGAGGAGUUGCUCUUGCCACCGCUUGCAACACAUUAAACAUAAAUUUAGCUUUGCUAGUAUAUCUCUACUUUACACAAACAGCAAUAAAACCUUGGGUAGGUCAAGUGGUAACCAAAUGCUAUCUAGAUUGGCUCCCACUGAUGUCACUCAUGGCUCCAAGUGUGUUAUCUGUAUGUUUAGAGUGGUGGUGGUAUGAGAUAAUGGUCCUACUUUGUGGCUUAACUAAUAAUCCAGAGACAAGUAUCGCGGCAGUGGGAAUUCUCAUACAAAUAACAGGACUUUUAUACGUUUUCCCUCAUUCUCUAAGCUCAACUUUGUCAAUGCGUGUUGGGCAAGAGUUGGGGGCUGAAUCUCCUGCACAGGCACGACAAACAGCCAUUAUAGGACUUAUUAUAGCAAUGGUAUGUGGACUUCUAGCUUUCACUUUCACAAUUGCAGUAAAGGAUGUGUGGGGAAAGUUAUAUACAUGCGAGCCUCAGGUCAUUGCAUUGACAUCAGUCGUCCUACCUGUAUUAGGAUUUUGUGAGCUUGGAAACUAUACUCAGACAGCAGCAUGUGGAAUCCUAGUCGGUUCUGCUAGGCCUAACGUGGGUGCUUGUAUAAAUUUUUGUUCGUUCUACCUUGUUGGUUUGCCUGUUGCUGCUUAUGCAGCUUUUGAAUUAAACAAGGGUGUUCUUGGGUUGUGGUUUGGGCUUGCUGCAGCACAAGCUACAUGUAUGUGUAUGAUGAUUUGCACUGUAGUUUUCACUGAUUGGAAGCACCAAGCUAAGAGGGCCAUGGAGCUGACUCAAGCCACAGAAGACCACAAAAAUGAUUUGGAAGCCAAUCUUCUAACUUGA